Nerophis lumbriciformis (worm pipefish) is the source of this 1199-nucleotide messenger RNA. It is a transcript of the gene snrpa1, whose product is annotated as small nuclear ribonucleoprotein polypeptide A'. NCBI's taxonomy places the organism in Eukaryota, Metazoa, Chordata, Actinopteri, Syngnathiformes, Syngnathidae. Gene Ontology annotation, cellular component: U2 snRNP. Gene Ontology annotation, biological process: mRNA splicing, via spliceosome. Gene Ontology annotation, molecular function: U2 snRNA binding; protein binding. The record is from RefSeq and is a predicted model, not a curated record.
GUAUUAAAAAAAAAGUGGUAACACUAUUUCCGGGUUAAAACGUGAAGGCGCCAGUCGAUUUUUGUAAAAAGUUCAAAGACAAAAGAGUAUUUUUCAAAGAGUAAAGUGUUUUUCUUAACGUCCGAGGUGAAAUGGUGAAGUUAUCCGCGGAGUUAAUCGAGCAGGCUGCUCAGUACACCAACCCGGUGAGAGACAGAGAGCUGGACCUACGAGGUUAUAAAAUCCCAGUUCUGGAAAAUCUGGGCGCUACUCUGGACCAGUUUGACACGGUGGACUUCUCAGACAAUGAGGUGCGGAAAUUGGACGGCUUCCCUCUUCUCAAAAGACUAAAAACGCUGCUAAUGAACAACAACAGGAUCUGUCGUAUAGGAGAGAACUUGGAGCAGUGUCUUCCCAAUCUCCGAGAGCUCAUCCUGACCAACAACAGCAUCCAGGAGCUGGGGGACUUGGAGCCGCUGACCACAGUGAAGACGUUGUCCCUCCUCAGCUUGUUAAGGAACCCAGUGACCAACAAGAAGCACUACAGGCUCUACGUCAUCAACAAAAUGCCACAGAUCCGAGUGCUCGACUUUCAAAAGGUCAAACUUAAAGUGAGUGAGAGGAGGGGGGGCGAUAGUUUUGUUCGCGUCGCCAUUAGAGGCGGCCUUGUUCUCUGUCAAAAAGGACCAGAUGGUCCCUCGUGUCCCCAGGCUUUUGGAACGAUGGCGACUUUGUCUUUAACCGUGUGCUUGUGGUCGCAGGAACGCCAGGAGGCGGAGAAAAUGUUCAAAGGCAAACGCGGUGCUCAGCUGGCAAAGGAUAUUGCCAAGCAAACCAAAACGUUCACGCCGGGCAUGGCGGCACAGCUGGAGAUGAAGAGGGCGGGGCCGUCGCAAGCUGACGUGGAAGCCAUCAAGAACGCCAUCGCUAACGCGUCCUCGCUGGCCGAGGUGGAGCGCUUGAAAGGAAUGCUACAGGCGGGUCAGAUCCCAGGUCGGGACCUCCGACCAGGUGCUGCUGGCAUGGAGGAAGAAGAAGAGGAGGCGGAAGGUGACGCCCCCCCGAUGGACGCUCAGGUGGGCGGGGCCUCUGUGGAGAUGGAAGACAUGGAAGAAGAGCCCCGUGUUAACGGCUCGUAAAAGUCUUUCUGAUCAUGUUUAUUUGUGUUAAAUGUGACUUUUUAUUUUGUGAAAUGACAUUAAAGUUGUUCUUACUUUGUA